This is a messenger RNA of Aspergillus heteromorphus CBS 117.55, 1433 nucleotides long. RefSeq lists its product as uncharacterized. Bases 238 to 1341 code for a protein of 367 amino acids. NCBI's taxonomy places the organism in Eukaryota, Fungi, Ascomycota, Eurotiomycetes, Eurotiales, Aspergillaceae. The record is from RefSeq and is a predicted model, not a curated record. The transcript has 6 exons.
UUUCGGCUUCCUCUUCCACCUUCCGACCCAAAGAUGAGCUUCUCCAAGUGGGAUGGCAAGCCUAUCAUACGCGGUUCAGCUGAAUGCUUGGGCCCGGGGAACGGCGGGACGCGCAUUGACGAUGGGGAAUCAAAUUCAUCUUAUUUAUAAAAUCUCUGAGCCCUCCCACGGUGGAGUGGCCCUGAGCCUUCUCCAUAUUGCUGAAACCCGACAAUGCGACACUGACCUCGGCACGCCAUGACCCUCAACGACCCUAAGGAUGUUCUGCAUACCGUCAAUCUCGUCACGCAAGUGCUCUGUAUUCCGGUCGUCAGCAUAUUCGUGCUCCUGCGGUUUGCCAUUCGCAUCUACUAUAAGCAGUUUGUGAAAGUUGAAGACUUUUCAUGUCUGGUCGCAUGGCUACUGUUUAUGGGAUAUUGUGGUGUAUCCAUUGUCGUUGGUGAGUAUGGCGGAGGCUUCCACAUCACCGAUGUCUCUUCAGCACAUCAGGUGCUCUUUCGCAAGUUCUGCUACAUCGCCACGAUUCUCUACUGUCCCAUGGCCCUCCUCGUCAAGGUCGCCCUUCUCUCCAUCCUCAUCCGCAUUUUCAAGCCCUACCGAACCAAAGUCCUCUUUAUCUACGUCCUUCUCGGCUGCCUUGCUGUAUACUAUGUCAUUGCGUUGAUAGUGAAGAUUCGGAUGUGUGACCCCAUCCCCGGUUACUGGACGGGCGACCCAAACGCUUCAUGUCUCGACCAACGGGCUGCCCUAAUCGCCGACUCUGUCAUCAGUGUGGUGGCGGACUUCAUCAUCCUGUUCCUCCCUCUCCCGCUCACCUGGUCGCUGCAAAUGUCGCGGAGCAAGAAGUUGCGCGUGAUCGGCAUGCUCUCAGCCGGAGGUCUGGCCACGGCAUUCAGUUUAUACCGGUUGGUUCUGGUUGUGAAGGACGGCAGUUCCCCGGACCAGACGAUUGUGUUCGUCUGUGUCAUUCUGUCAGGAAACGCCGAAGGAGGCGUCGCCCUCAUCUGCGCCUGCCUCCCCACCGUGAAUAUUCUCAUCAACAAGCUCCGCAAGAAGGAAUACAGCUCCCAACGAUACUACGAGGCCGAUUCGUCUCUUCAACUGAGCAAGAUGAAGGGCGCAAACAGCAAGCGGUUCUCCCUGGGCAACUCCAGACGCGCUGAUGGCGUGGAGUCUGCUUCCGACCAGUCGCAUCUCAUCACCUUCGCUGGAACCGUCGAUAUGGCGCCAAACGCCGAUCCAGGGCGCAUUCAUAAAACUGUGGACGUGUCACAGACGGUGGAGAUGGUGAAUGAUACAAAUAGCGAUGUUCCUGAUGAACGUCAUAGCAGCUUCGACUAGUAAUGAUUAUUAAUGUUGGGUUGGGAGGGUAUCUUUAUUUUGUGCAUGCAUUAUUGCAGAGAUUUGUUCACAUUAGCAGACAUUGAUUAGAC